UCAAGGAAGCGACCAAGGUUCAUGUUUACGGAUGUGAACUCUGCAAGUUCUAUGCCCAUUUUGAAUGCGUUCUAUCUAAGGAAGAAAUGGAGCGAUUUUCAUCAUCCUUGUUGCCAGAGAAUCAGAAGCAAACCGAGGAAACAAAUGACUCGGGCAUUAAAAAGACAGAGGAGGAGACGAUUCAUGAACAUCCAUUGAGAUUGCGAAGCAAUGGGGGUAAUGAAAUUUGUGGAAUGUGUGAACUCCAAAUAAAUGGCCAAGCCUACGCAUGCGAUGACUGCCACCAUUUCUGGGUUCACGAGAGAUGUGCGGAGUUACCUCGAACCCUUCAUCCCCUUCACAAGCUCCAUCUCGUUAAAGAAGCAGCCUUCAAUCUUUUCAUAUGCGACAUCUGCGGAGAUGCUUCAAAAGGAUUUAAUUUUUAUUGCCGAUCAUGCGAUUUCGUCAUAGACGUCAAAUGCGCAUUCAUGAGUAAAGCCGGACAGAGUUUCUACGACAGACACGGUGGAGAGACUCUCAAACACCCUCUCCACCGACAACAUAAGCUGACCCUUGCCAAUUUUAGGGCAGAUUCACUAGCGAGAGAAUGGUGUGAGGUGUGCGGAGAACUACUCCUAGGUCCAUCAUAUUGUUGCAGAGUAUGUGGUUUUCGUGGUUAUUUCCACAAAGCGUGCAUGCAAUGGCCGAGCUCGGUUGAGGGACAUCCUACUGCUCCUCACCAUCUUCUCCAGCUUGGUGAAAUGGAUUUCUGGGGCAUAUGGAACGAUGGCGGACGCGUACCACCGUGUUUUGCAUGUGGAGAUACAAUAAUAUCGAGGUUCGGCUAUAAAGUCGUGGAUUUGGAAAGAGGCAUAUUUUGGUACCACAUUGAAUGCGGAAGUUCUUUGGCUCAUCCCUUGAGACGUGGAGGCCUUCACCAUCUGUUCUAUUACCUCCACAACAAACCUUCUAAAGGUGCAUUUGCCGUUGCAGAAGACACGAUUCAUAGAUGCGCCUCUUGCCGAGAAGAGGCGAUGAAUUCUUACUACCGAUGCCGCGAGUGUGGUCUCUAUUACCAUUUUGGAUGUCUUCGGGGAGCAAAAUGGCUGCCAAGCACGGCCAGACAUGAACAACAUAUGCAUCGGCUCUCUCUCAAGGAAGAAUGUACCGACUAUGGAGGAUACUACUGUGAUAUCUGCGAAGAACCCAGAGACUCUCGGCAUCCUUGUUAUGCAUGCGACGACUGCGAAUUCGUCGUGCAUAUCGAAUGCAUUGUUUCUGAAGAAAAUGCUUCUAGCGUGACACUGGAAGAGAUUGAAGGGGAUGAUGUUGUGAGGAUUCAAGAAUGCGGGACAAAUUCUUGA
This is a messenger RNA of Tarenaya hassleriana, 1343 nucleotides long. RefSeq lists its product as uncharacterized. NCBI's taxonomy places the organism in Eukaryota, Viridiplantae, Streptophyta, Magnoliopsida, Brassicales, Cleomaceae. The record is from RefSeq and is a predicted model, not a curated record. Bases 87 to 1343 code for a protein of 418 amino acids. The transcript is spliced from 4 exons.